AUGGAGGAGAAAUCUAAGGAUGCCACCGCUAAAGAUCAAGAAGCAGCAUCGUCCUCUCAGAGAAAGAUAUGGAAGAAUUUUCCGAAACCUUUCCUAAGUCCAAAACUAGGGUCCGAGAGACGCAGCGGGGACGGUAAAAAGGAGUCCGGUUUAUGGAUGUUUAAGCGAAAGAAGAAACAGGUCCUAGACCGUGUGUUCUCAUCAUCACAGCCUAAUCUCAGUUGCUCUACUCCAGCGCGCUUCGAAGGUGAUAAGUCCCUCUGCGGUAAACCGGACUCCGGUAGUGCAUCUGGGCAUGCUGUGUCACCCUUGGUCACCGCCGAUGGAGAAUCUACGAGCAGGCUACAAUUGCCCGGACAUGGAAGCCCUAAGCUCGCACUGUCUCAUUUGGUGAUGUCCCAUCAAAAGAGCUCGUCCUUGGGCUCUGCAUGCUUCGAGAAACUGGUGGUAGACUCUGGCGCCAGCAGUGAGGAUGAGCUGGGAAAACAUGCCAGUGAUUCUGGGAUUAACAUUGUGGAGCCGAGUAAUGCGGAACCCCCUCCUCCUCCGCCGCCACCUCCGCCCCCCAAGCCCAGCAUGUACCAGCUGGACAUCACCCUGAAGAAGGGCAACAACCUGGCCAUCAGGGACAGAGGAGGUACCAGUGACCCCUAUGUGAAGUUCAAGAUAGCAGGGAAGGAGGUGUUCCGCAGCAAGACCAUCCACAAGAACCUGAACCCGGUGUGGGAUGAGCGGGUCUCCCUGCUAGUGGACACGCUGAGAGAGCCACUCUAUGUCAAGGUCUUCGAUUAUGACUUCGGACUGCAGGACGACUUCAUGGGUUCCGCCUACGUCUAUCUGGAAUCCCUUGAGCAUCAGAGAUCCCUCGAUGUGACCCUUGACCUUAAAGACCCACACUAUCCUGACCAUGACCUGGGCACUCUGGACCUCAACGUCACUGUGACCCCCAAAGAAGGGGACCUCCGAGAUGCUACCAUGCUAUUGAGAAGGAGCUGGAAAAGGUCCAGUAAGUUUCAGCAUCACCAGAGCCUGCGUCUGUCCGACGUGCACAGGAAGGCGCAGCUGUGGAGGGGCAUCGUGAGCAUCAGUCUCAUCGAGGGGCGUGGCCUCCAGCCCAUGGACAGCAACGGCUUCAGCGACCCCUACGUCAAGUUCAGGAUGGGCCACCAGAAGUACAAGAGCAAGACGAUACCUAAAACUUUGAACCCCCAGUGGCGGGAACAGUUUGACUUCCACCUGUAUGAGGAGCAUGGCGGCUUCAUCGACAUCACUGUGUGGGAUAAAGACACGGGGAAGAAGGACGACUUUAUGGGCAGGUGUCAGAUCGACCUGUGUCAGAUGGCGCGGGAGCACACCCAUCGUCUGGAGCUGGCGCUGGAGGAGGGCGAGGGCACGCUGGUGCUGCUGGUCACGCUCACCGCCUCCGCCGCCGUCUCCAUCUCAGACCUGUCCAUCAACAUCCUGGACGACCCGCACGAACGCCACCAGAUCAUGCAGAGAUACAGCCUUCUCAAGUCCUUCCACAACAUCAAGGACGUGGGGGUCGUCCAGGUGAAGGUCAUCCGUGCUGAGGGACUUAUGGCCGCCGACGUCACCGGGAAGAGUGACCCUUUCUGUGUGGUGGAGCUUAGUAAUGACCGUCUGCAGACGCACACUGUCUACAAGAACCUCAACCCGGAGUGGAACAAGGUCUUCACCUUCAACGUGAAAGACAUCCACUCUGUGCUGGAGGUCACCGUUUACGACGAGGAUCGGGACCGGAGCGCCGACUUCUUGGGCAAAGUGGCCAUUCCACUGCUAAACAUUCACAACGGCGAGAGGAAAGCUUACGCCUUGAAAAGCAAGGAGCUGACAGGGCCAACAAAGGGGGUCAUCUUUCUGGAAAUAGACGUGAUCUAUAAUGCCAUAAAAGCCGGGGUGCGGACGCUAGUGCCCAUUGAGCAGAAGUACAUUGAAGAGGAGCCCAGAGUCUCCAAACAGCUCCUGCUCCAGAACUUUAACCGGGUGCGGCGCUGCAUCAUGGUGCUCAUCAACGCUGGCUGCUACAUCAACAGCUGCUUCGAGUGGGAGUCUCCCCAGAGGAGCAUCUGUGCCUUCGUGCAAGAUGUGGAGGACUUGCUGGCAGAUGAAGAUGAAGACUAUGACAAAGACGACAAGGACUCGGAGAGAAAGGGCUUCAUGAACAAGCUGUACGCCAUCCAGGACGUGUGCAUCAGUGUGCAGAAUGCCCUGGAUGAAGUGGCCUCCUACGGAGAGAGGAUAAAGAACACUUUUAACUGGACCGUGCCUUUCCUGAGCUGGCUGGCCAUAGUGGCCCUGUGUGUGGCCACCUUCGUUGUCUACUUCAUCCCCCUCAGAUACCUGGUGCUGGCCUGGGGGGUGAACAAGUUCACGAAGAAGCUGCGGGACCCAUACACCAUUGACAACAACGAGCUGCUGGACUUCCUCUCCAGGGUGCCCUCGGAUGUGCAAGUGGUGCAGUAUCGAGAGCUGAAACCGGAGCCCGGCCAUAGCCCAAAUAAAAGAAAGAAAAAUAACCCGGGAUAGCCGCUUCCCGCCACCCCAGCGGCCCCCCCGACUCCCACGUAAACCCUCCUCCUGUGGAGUCUUUCUCAGCAGCCACUUUGCCAAGGAGGAGAGAGAGAGAGAGAGAGAGAGAGAGAGAGAGAGAGAGAGCAGCGAACAGACGAGAAGAAACGGCGAUGGACUGAGAGAAGAGAACUUUUGUCUUUCUUUCUUUCCUCUGUCUCACCCCUCACCCCUCUCUGACCUCUUGUCAUCGUCAUUUUGGCCCUUCUGUUUUGUACAAAUGGAAGUCAAAUUGCCGUCGUGAAACAACAGGACCUCUUCUCUCUCUGUUGUCAUGAUGGCAGCUCUGAUUAAGGUCCUUUUGGUGGUUGGAUGCCACGUGACUCCACACAAUGACAUGGACAGUUUUAACAGCCAUAGCUCCAGUGGUGAGAGAUGCUACUCGGUGAAUGCGAGUGUUUGUUUGACUGAAGACAUCCUCCUCGCAUGUACUUGGUCUCCAUGACCAACAUGUUGGAUGCUCUGGUGUCAAAUGUGUUUGAUUGGCCAUGUUCAGAUUAUAAGCAACAGAGUACUUUUUUUUUUUUUUAAGAAAGACACCAUGGAUUCCUUCUCUUUUAGAAUUCAUUUUGGUUUACAAAAAAAGGAAAAAAAAACAAAACGAAACAAAACAAAACAAAAAAGAGUAAGCUAACGCACUGGACUGAACAUCUGUUUCUACAUUUGGACUUUGAUGAAUCUACACUACUGUGCUAUGUGCUCUUUAUUAUUUUGUAGUGGAGAAUGCCAGUCUUUUGGUCUUUUUUUUGGUUGUUGUUGUUGUUGGAGCCUGCAUGAACACAAUAGCCUUAGAGAUCCUCGUGCUCCAGCCAGCGAUGACAUUUACCCGCUCAAGCGCGCCCGCUCGUGUGCCAGCCCCCUCUGUGUGUCGCUCCGCUCCGCUCUGCUCGCGGGUUAAAGAGACCAAAUGGCCAGUGCAGAGCCUGCCCUCUGAGAGACGGAGAGAGAGAGCGAGGGAUGGAGAGAGAGAGAGAGAGAGAGAGAAAGAGAAAGAGAGAGAUUGUUACAACGGCAAGCCCCCUUGUGAUGACAUAGACCCAUCGGCCGUAUUUCAGAGCCUUCAUCAGGCAUCAAACGAUGCCCCCCUCCUCUCCUCCUCUCCCUCCCUCCCUCCUCUCCUCCUCUCCCUCCCUCCCUCCCUCCCCUCCUCUCUCCUGUGGGCUUGCUGCUUGUGGUGCCAUGUCGCUGAUAGAGAUGUCCCCACAUGCAGACGCAAACACCAGGCUGCCCGCGAGCCCAGCUGUAAUCUCAUUUGAAAGGCUGCCUGCUCUGCCCGCUCCCUCGCUCUCAUUUCCACUUGUACCACUUCAGUGGGCAUCAGCGCUCCCUCUCUCUCUCUCCCUCUCUCUCUCUCUCUCUCUCUCUCUCUUCCUCGCUCUCUUUCUCUCUCUCUUUCUCUCUCUCUCUCUCGUUUUCGCCUGAGGGCAGUGUUCUCUCUCUCCAUCUGCCCCACCUCCUUUGCCCAGCACUCAACUUUGAUCUCUCUUUUAGGAUGUGUGAGAGAGUGUGGUUUGCUUGGCUCUGUUGUAUUGUGUGUGUGUGUCUGUGUGUGUGUGUGUGUGUGUGUGUGUGUGUGUGUGUGUGUGUGUGUGUGUGUGUGUGUGUGUGUGCAGCUCUUCACUGCAGUUUUUUGCUGCAUCGUCUGCGUCAACAUGGAGACAAAAGAGGGAAACUGUCGAAUUUUUUUUUUCUCACUCGCUCCCCUCAGUCCCCAGCCCCAAGCGCUCAGAACCCCCCCACACCCCCCACCCCCCGCCCCCACUACCCCCCCAAUCCAACUCCCUCCUUCUCUGAGGUCAUGUCUGUGUGUUUGGGGGGGAAAGAGUUGCGACUGGGUCCAGGGCUCUUUGCUCAGAAGAGAUCAGAAGUCUGUCCAUCUGAGACUGCUCGCUAUGCAGCUCGAGCCCCUCACAAGGAGCGAAGGAGGGCGAGAGUUGGGCAGAGAGUUUCACUCGUUCGAGUAAACAUGGGGGGGGCUCUGUCUCAAAAGGCCAAGCCAGUUUUUUUUUUGCUCCUCGUUAAAGCGCCAUACACCCCUGUUAGCUCAGCAGUUCAUUCUAAAUCCUCUCCGUGCUUUACAGCUUUAGGGGAGAUCUGUUAAAGGCUGAAUGUGUACGUGUGUAAAAUAAGUUUCGAAAAAUGUCUGUGGUGGGUAAAUAUUGUGCGGCGUUUAGCAUCCCAACGCUCUCGUCUCUAGCUGUUUUUCUUUAUUUUAUUUAUUUCAACAUUUUGAAGAUGUCCAUGCCGUGUUUGCAAGCAAACCAAAGUGAAUUCAUGAUGAAAUAGAACAGAAAUGGAUAUACAUAUAGAAUGUAAUGUAUCUGUAAAAAUGCAAGCAGAAGUAAGCACUUUCAUUUGCGACACUUUUAAACUUAUUUAUUGAUUUCCUUUCUUUUCUUAAUUGUGUAAAUAAGACACUUGAUAAUUUAUCGGUGUAUUGUACAUGCUUGUAAAUGGUCAAAUGUUUUCAAUUGUUGUAUAGAUGUUUGUGUGUCCUUUGUAUGGAUUUGAGCCUGCUGUGUUGCCUGUGACAUCAUCAUACUCCCAGUUGCUGACCAAUGAGAUUUCAAAGGGCAGAAAUGGAUAUAUAAAGGGUAAUGAAUGAGAUGUAUCAAUGGAGUAUCAACAGAAUGCAACGGUUGUUAUGUCUGCAAAUUUUGAAAAAAGUAGAGAAAAAAUAUUAAAUAUUUUUUAUUGA
Sardina pilchardus (European sardine) is the source of this 5287-nucleotide messenger RNA. Its product is annotated as multiple C2 and transmembrane domain-containing protein 1-like. Gene Ontology annotation, cellular component: synaptic vesicle membrane. Gene Ontology annotation, molecular function: calcium ion binding. Lineage: Eukaryota; Metazoa; Chordata; Actinopteri; Clupeiformes; Clupeidae. Gene Ontology annotation, biological process: regulation of neurotransmitter secretion. The record is from RefSeq and is a predicted model, not a curated record.